ACACCUUCAACCUUACCAUUUACUAUUAAACAUUCCGAUAACAAUGCCCACCGAUGAUGAUGUGAGAUCAGUUGAAGCUAUAAUUGGCUAUGUGUUUGCUUCGAAAGACUGGAUCCGUCGGGCCUUACAGGCAGCAGGGGCAGAUGAGGAUAACUAUGAUGGCUGUAGAUCUCUAUCUAUGGCUGGAAUCAAACUGCUUGAGAUGUUCACAACUAUUCCCCUUUGUGAAAAAGGUGUCAAUCGAGAAUGGAUCCAUAAUACAACAAAAGAAUUCAUGAACAAAAAUCACUUUGCAAGGGUCGCUAAACGCACUGGCAUCGCUAACUUCAUCUCAUAUAAUAAACGUACCAGUCCUGAUUCUCCGGCAGUUCUUCGCAAAGUGGUCACUGCAAUCAUUGGGGCGGUGUUUAUCGACAGGUGGGAUUUCAUGACAACGUUUGUCAUAGCUUUGCGCAUUCUUAUAGAUAAAAAGACCACGAUCACCUCUACGACGAGCGACUGGUCCUUGAUCUCUCAUGCGGAGUCGAUCACAUGUUUCUUGGAUUCACUGAUAUCCUCAAGGCUUGCAACGACCAUACCUGCACAGCCCGUUCCUAGUUUUCCCCUCAAUCCAACAACAUCCUUCACUUCAGAUGCCCAAAUCAUGCAGUGUUUCAAUAAUAAUCUUGACGAUACGAUUUGGGCUUGUCCAGAAGGCUUAGGAAGCUCCUACCCGCUGCACGGCAAUGACCAAUUCAAUCCAUUGGAGCUGGUGCCAUAUGCAAAUGACCAAGACAUAUAUACCGAUUCUUUUGAUCCUUGGAGUUUUGGGCACGCCGGAAACAAUGGGCUAGAUUUCCAAUCAAUCUUACAGACAGAAAUGGUAGACGAGAACCAGGUUGCGGAAAGUUUUGACUUAUCAACCCCCGGCAGCCUAAAUACUCCCAAUGAUCCGGUAACGGUGGGCGAUCCGUGCUCGAAUACAGGUGUUAACCAGCUUCCUGGGCGGUCCAAGAGACCAAGAGCACCGACUUCUGCUAAUGACGCAGACACUCGCAGGCGAAGAAAACGCACCCACGACCAGUGUGAUCAAAUCGAACAGUAUCCAGGCCAUUCGGCUCUAGAGGACUCAUCCUUGGCACUGGAUAUACAGGAUAAACGAAAGAUAUCCGAAAUGAGAUUUUCAAUUGCGCUUCUCAACGCUUUGAUCACUGCUGCCAGCCCUGAGUCUAUCCUCGCUUUGCAGAAGGUGCUCCGCGAAGCACGCCGUGAUACAGGAUAUCGACAGCGUCCUUUGAGCGAGCUGACCCAGAAGCAGAAAUUUGAUUUCAUCAAGCAAUGCGAUAGCGAGGUUGCUACUAUCAAGCUUUUCCAAGCCUACUUGAUCCUUGAUUUAUUUAAAAAGAAUGGUGGAUCCGAAGCAACAUCUGUGAGUGGCUAUGUCCACAGCACGCCUUCCACAUUGCCACACAGGUCAACAAGAAGCGGCAAUCCACAGAACCACGAUGACGCGGCGAUUGCACAGGCCAUGAUGGGUGAAAUAUUCCCAGCUAUGCAACAAGGUACGGAUGAAUAUAAAAAAAGAAUUAGGGAAUUCAAGACCCUAAGAACAAUCGCAAAACGGCUUUAUAUCAUGGAGCAGAAGUUUGGUCCGGGUGUUUUUGGGCUCAUGCUGGACGUGAGACUGUCAACAUCUUCUGAUGUGUUUAACCUAGACACGAUGUUCCGCCGCCCAAAGAACGAAGAGUUUAAACUAUUCGUUGAUCUUCUCGAGAAAUCGAAGGGCCAGUUGCUCCGUGACUGGGGCCGUAUGGUUAACCCCGCAAUAGAGGCCAUGCUCCAAGGCACAUUGCAUCUAAAUGAAGAAUACAUCAUAGAAAAGCUUGACGCUACAAUAGUGCAGGAGGAAAGGGAUCAUCAUUUGCUUUCUUAUGUUUCCUAAGUUCUGUGUAUGUGAUGGACAUACAAACAUUUUCGGUUUAUUAUCAAGUUACUCUUAGUUAAACUAAUGUGUGGAACAAGAAAUAUUGAUUUCAAUUUUUUUGCAA
Aspergillus wentii DTO 134E9 is the source of this 2027-nucleotide messenger RNA. RefSeq lists its product as uncharacterized. Bases 44 to 1921 code for a protein of 625 amino acids. Gene Ontology annotation, biological process: RNA processing. The record is from RefSeq and is a predicted model, not a curated record. The transcript has 4 exons. Lineage: Eukaryota; Fungi; Ascomycota; Eurotiomycetes; Eurotiales; Aspergillaceae. Gene Ontology annotation, molecular function: ribonuclease III activity.